This is a messenger RNA of Plasmopara halstedii, 189 nucleotides long. RefSeq lists its product as uncharacterized. The coding region runs from base 1 to 189 and encodes 62 amino acids. The transcript is spliced from 2 exons. NCBI's taxonomy places the organism in Eukaryota, Oomycota, Peronosporomycetes, Peronosporales, Peronosporaceae. The record is from RefSeq and is a predicted model, not a curated record.
AUGCGCUUCUUUACAUAUGAACCAUUGUGGACUGUUCAACAAGUCCUAAAGAAGCUUAAACGUUUUAAAAUUGCAGGUACUCAAGAACAUGCCCUGAUCCUGUUUUGUCGCAUCUAUUUUGGAUAUGAAAUUCGUGACAAGCGACAAUCUAGAGUAAUUGUUUACGAAAAGGCAGACUUUAAUCUGUAG